CUGGAGGAGUGCACCCUUCAACUGGCUCCACAUGGAAACUAUUUGGACCUGGACUCGUCGAUGGCCGAGCAGAGAGACGAGCUGGAGAGCUUCUAUGAAGACAUAGCAAAAGGGAAGAAGCCCAUCCUGAUCCUGAGGACUCAGCUCUCCGUCCGCGUUCACUCCAUCCUGGAGAAGCUGUAUAACUCUCAGGGUCCAGAGCUCCGACGCUCUCUCUUCUCUCUCAAACAGCUCUUCCAGGAUGACAAAGACCUCGUUCCAGAGUUUGUGGCCUCUGAAGGUCUGACGUGUUUCAUCAAAGUCGGAGCGGAGGCCGACACCAACUACCAGAACUACAUCCUGAGAGCUCUCAGUCAGAUCAUGCUGUUUGUGGACGGUAUGAACGGCGUGAUAAACCACAAUGAGACAGUCCAGUGGCUCUACACGCUUACGGGGAGUGUGUCUCGUCUGGUGGUGAAGACGGCUCUGAAGCUGCUCAUCGUCUUCGUCGAGUACGCAGAGUCCAACAGUCCUCUGCUCAUCAACGCAGUCAACACGGUGGACGGGAGGAGAGGUGUGAAGUCGUGGAGUAAUCUGAUGGAGGUCCUGGAGGAGAGAAACGGCUCAGACACAGAGCUGCUCAUGUUGGCCAUGACGCUCAUCAACAAGACUCUUGGGGUGCUCCCGGACCAGGACUCGUUCUACGAUGUGACCGACAGUCUGGAGCAGUUGGGGAUGGAGACGAUCAUCUUCAAACACAUGAACAACAGAGGGACGGAGCCCGACCUGCGCUCUCAGUUCACCAUCUACGAGAACGCUCUGAGGUACGAGGACGGGGACGUGGACGACUCCUCCCUUCACCUCCGUAAAGAGAGAAGAAAGACGGCCUUCGGCGAGCAGGAGGGACGCAAGAACCGCCGCACCUCCAGCCAAAACCUCCCUGACCUCCUCCCCUCACCCGCUGCUUCCUCCCCCACCCCGACCCCCACAACCUUCCUGCCCCCCUCCACUGAGACCACCCCGGUCUCCCCUGCCAUCUCCCCUACGUUCUCCCCCGCUGUCUCCCCCGUCGCCUCCUCCCCCAGCCCCACGGCGGGGUCAGGCAGCAGGGCCUCGUCUCCGCUGAUCUCCGAUCCUGACAGCUCCACCUCCAGUCCGUCCGGGUCCCACAGAGGGUCUCCUGUUCCUCCCCACACGGCCCCCAACGGUACCAUAGCAACAGAGCAGGAUGCAAAGUCACCGACCAGUCCGGGACGCUCUUUCCUCAGCCACCACAUGUCCGCUCUUGGUUUCGGCAGGAAGUCCAGACUCUUCACCAAAACCAGCUCUAUCUCUGAGGAGACGUCAGCCGCCUGCAGCUCGUCUCCCUCAGACCUCUCUCACCAGGAGAAGCCGUCCCAGUUGAACACGGAGCAGCCCGUCAAGACGGAGUCUAAAACCAGUUUCAACUCUGGGGAGGAUGACGUGUUCCGCUGCUCUGACGACUGUAAUGUAAACCAAGACAAGCCGGUUCUGAGGAGGUUUGAAGACACCUUCCUGCGCAGCCUGGCAGCCACACAGUGGGAGAAGAAGAGAAGAAGUAAACACCUGAGCCAGUCCAGACAGUCCACGUCUGAUGAUGUCAUAACCCCGAGCCCGCAGCCUGCGGAGGGGCGUGGCGAGGAGGAGUCGCCACGUCAGGGGCCGACAUCCAGCAGUUCCGACACAAACGGACACUCAGACUCCCAGAAUGACCCAGCCUCCUCGAUGCAGAGGCAGUGCAGCACUCUCUCCGAUGACAAGAAGUUUGUUCUGGACAUGCUGUACUCCAAAGCCUCUUCCACAGCGCCGCUGAGCCCGACUGCUGCAGCUCCUGACACCAACGAAGAAGAAGGCAGCUUCCUGGCUGGUGGAGAUCUGGGCGGUCGUGGUCGUGUGUUGGAGCGUCUCUCCAGCCUUAAUGCGCGCUCAGUGGAGCCCUCCGCUCCCAGCGAGAGCAGCGCCUCCCGCAGGGCGGAGCUGGAGGGGCUGGAAGGUUCGGCACAAGCAGCGCUGGCCCGACUGGCUGAAGAACGACAGACCCGAAACCUCCGGCAGCAGAGCAGCAUCGAUGUGGAGGGCCAAGCCCGCCGCCUGGAGACCACCCAGUUGAACCCGCUGGCUCCUGGCGGUCCCCCUGACGCCUGGGAGCAGCUGCAGCCGAGCGCCGCCGCCCUGCGCAUCAAAGACCUGGACUUCUCCGACCUGCUGGACGAGGAGGACAUCGACGUGUUGGACAUGGACUCUUUUGACUCCUCCUCCUCUUGUUAUUCAGGCCUCCCUCCUCCUGCUCCUCCUCCUCCUCCAGGCAUGGCUGGAGUUUCACCACCACCUCCUCCUCCCCUUCCCCCGGGCCUCGGCGGACCUCCCCCUCCUCCCCCUCCCCCUCCUCUUCCAGGAGGUAUGGCCCCUCCUCCUCCUCCUCCUCCCCCUCCACCAGGUGCUCCACCUCCUCCUCCUCCUCCCUUCUCCUCCUCGGCGGCUCCCUCUCAGAAGAAGAAGACGGUGAAGUUGUUCUGGAAGGAGCUGAAGCAGGCGGACGGGCCUCAGAAGUGUCGCUUCGGUCGGGGGACGGUGUGGGCGUCUCUGGACAAGGUGGCGGUGGACACCUCCCGACUCGAACACCUGUUUGAGUCUAAAGCCAAGGAGCUGCCUGUCGCCAAGAAAGGACCUGAGACGAAGAAGUCUGAGAUUCAUGUUCUGGAUCCAAAGAGGAGUAAUGCCAUCAACAUCGGGAUGACCGUGCUGCCUGCCGUCCACGUCAUCAAGACCGCCAUCCUCAACUUUGACGAGUUCGCCAUCAGCAAGGAGGGCAUCGAGAAGAUCCUGACCAUGACACCCACGGAGGAGGAGAAGCAGAAGAUCCAGGAGGCUCAGCUGGCCAAUCCAGACGUUCCUCUGGGCACGGCGGAGCAGUUCCUGUUCAGCCUGGCCUCCAUCAGCGCCCUGACCCCCCGCCUGCAGCUCUGGGCCUUCAAACUGAACUACGAAGCUCUGGAGAAGGAGAUUGCUGAGCCGCUGUUUGACCUGAAGUUGGGCAUGGAGCAGCUGGCCUCCAAUCAGACCUUCAAGAGAAUCCUCGCCACGCUGCUCGCCAUCGGGAACUUCCUCAACAGCUCCAACGCGAAAGGCUUCGAGCUGGGUUACCUGGAGAAGGUGGUGGAGGUGAAGGACACGGUGCACCGUCAGACUCUGCUGCAUCACACCUGCAGCCAGGUGGUGGAAAAUUACACCGAAUCCUCCGACGUCUACUCCGAGAUCCCCGCCAUCACCCGCUCUGCCAAAGUGGACUUUGAGCUGCUGUCGGAGAACCUGGUCCAGCUGGAGAGACGCUGCAAAGCAUCUUGGGACAACCUGAAGGUGGUGGCGAAGCACGAAACCAAGGCGAUGCUGAAGAACAAGAUGACGGAGUUCCUGAAGGACUGCACGCAGAGGAUCAUCAUCCUCAAGGUGGUCCACAGGAGGGUCAUCAACAGGUUCCACUCCUUCCUGCUGUUCCUGGGUCAGCCGCCCUCCUCGGUCCGGGACAUUAAAGUCACCAGUUUCUGUCGGAUCAUCAGUGAGUUCUCCCUCGAGUAUCGAACCACCAGAGAGCGAGUCCUCACCCUGAAACGGAAACGAGCCGCUCACAGAGAGAGAACAAAGACCCGAGGAAAGAUGAUCACCGAGACUGAGAAGUUUUCGGGGGCGGUGCCUCAGGACGACAGCCACUCCCCCGUCUCCAUGGCAGCAGACGGGGAGCCGGGUCAGGAGGAGGAGCACGAGAACAUGAAGAACCUUCUGAUCAGCACCAGCAACAGCCUGAGCGCCGAGCAGGGAGGAAUGAGGCGCUCCAGGGGCUUCCGCAGUCACGGCAGCGUGAGUCCGUCUCAGAUAUCUGCGGCCAGAGACGACGGCACCAACUCCCAGGACGACGCCACGGACGAGAUCAUGGACCGACUCGUCAAGUCUGUUACCCAGAAUCCCUCAGAUAGACCGUCCAGUCCCAAGUCCCGCAAACGGUCUCGAGUGAACAGGAAGUCAUUGAGGAGGACUCUGAAGAGCGGCCUCAGUCUGGAUGUGGUUCAGGCUCUCGGACUCAACAAGACAGCAGACAAGGUCUGAACGAUCAAUCAUUGAACAUUAUCUACAAGAGACUGAACCCAGACCAGCCGAGUGAGACCGCCGAACGCCACGAGAGAAACAGACCGUGUUCCUGCCUCUGUUUCCUGCACGAGAAGAAGCUCCAUUUUGAUGUGUUUGCUAGUGUGGCUCGUUAAUUUAACCGACUUCUUGAAGCUCUUUCACAUGAAUGUUUUACCAAUGUGACACCAAAGAAAUGACAGCAAACAGCCGAGAGAUUUAAGAUUUGGCGUACUCCACAUCGGGACCUUUUAAGAUAAAAUAAGCUUUAAAAAAAAAAUGUUUAACGCUCUAACGUGUUCAAAGUCCUAAAAGUUUAAGUGAGUGUUUGCUGGCACUAAAAAUCUGAAAAAUCACUAAGGUGGUACCGAACGGUUCAACACUUCCCCUGCCACUGCUUGAAUGUGUGUGUGUGUGUGUGUGUGUGUGUGUAUAAAGCGUCUGUGUAUCUGUGUGUGUGUUAUUUUAUUAAAAGUAAUCAGGAUGUACAGUCGUUGGAUGUGAGCACGUAUCGUCUGUACAGUCAACUUGUUGUUGUUGUUUUUUUUUUUGCACUUUAGUUCAGUUUUUUUGUGACUUGUAGUUCAAAUUCUUCUUCACUGGUUUUCAGACACAAACUGUGUGAAGGACGACGACUGUUUUAACUUAAAGGUGAACAUUUUACAGAAAAAAGAACGUAAAGAUCAAAUGUGUUCCUCAUCAAUAAUAAAGGUUUUUAAUAAAAAGAA
This is a messenger RNA of Labrus bergylta (ballan wrasse), 4847 nucleotides long. Lineage: Eukaryota; Metazoa; Chordata; Actinopteri; Labriformes; Labridae. The record is from RefSeq and is a predicted model, not a curated record.